Molecule: messenger RNA, 11707 nt
Organism: Delphinapterus leucas (beluga whale)
Lineage: Eukaryota; Metazoa; Chordata; Mammalia; Artiodactyla; Monodontidae
Gene: DGKI
Product: diacylglycerol kinase iota
Biological process (GO): phospholipase C-activating G protein-coupled receptor signaling pathway
Cellular component (GO): glutamatergic synapse; plasma membrane
Molecular function (GO): protein binding; ATP-dependent diacylglycerol kinase activity
Source: RefSeq, a predicted model, not a curated record
GUCAGCGCUGUUCGUCUGUCCGGCUUCUGCAGCGGCGCCGCCUCGGCUCCCUCCGCGGCCGCCGGAGCGGUCGCCAUGAACCCCAGCUCCUCGGCGGCAGAGGAGAAGGGGGCAACGGGCGGCAGCAGCAGCAGCGGAAGCGGCGCCGGGAGCUGCUGCCUGGGCGCCGAGGGCGGUGCGGACCCGAGGGGCGCGGGGGCAGCGGCGGCGGCUGGGGCCGCUGCCCUGGAAGAGCCCGGGGCCGCCGGCCCGAAAGAGAAGGACGAGGCGCUGGAGGAGAAGCUGCGGAACUUAACUUUCCGGAAGCAGGUCUCUUACAGGAAAGCAAUCUCCCGGGCGGGCCUGCAGCACCUGGCCCCUGCACAUCCCCUCAGCAUUCCUGUGGCAAACGGGCCAGCGAAGGAGCCCAGAGCGACUCUGGACUGGACUGAAAAUGCCGUGAAUGGAGAGCACCUGUGGCUGGAGACCAACGUCUCGGGAGACCUGUGCUACCUGGGGGAGGAGAACUGCCAAGUCAGAUUUGCAAAAUCAGCUCUCAGGAGGAAGUGUGCGGUCUGUAAGAUCGUCGUCCACACCGCCUGCAUCGAACAGCUAGAAAAGAUUAAUUUCCGAUGUAAACCAACAUUUCGAGAAGGGGGCUCAAGAUCACCGAGAGAAAAUUUUGUGCGUCAUCACUGGGUACACAGGCGUCGGCAGGAGGGAAAAUGUAAGCAGUGUGGUAAGGGCUUCCAGCAAAAAUUCUCCUUCCACAGUAAAGAGAUUGUGGCUAUCAGCUGUUCCUGGUGCAAGCAGGCGUUUCACAAUAAGGUGACCUGCUUCAUGCUGCACCAGAUUGAGGAACCCUGCUCCUUGGGGGCUCACGCUGCUGUUAUUGUUCCGCCCACGUGGAUCAUUAAGGUGAAGAAACCUCAGGUGAUCUCCAUACCAGGAGAUGAACUUGAACUUGGUUGGGCGGGAGACGGACCUGGUUGGGCGGGAGACUGGAGCCCCUCAGAGAAUUUGGGAUUCUUCCAUUUUUACUGGGAGGGUUGGCAGAACUCGCUGAAGGCUUCCAACCGGAAGAAGAAGAGAACAAGCUUUAAAAGAAAAGCCAGUAAAAGAGGAACUGAAGAAAACAAAGGUCGUCCUUUUGUGAUAAAACCUAUCUCUUCUCCUCUCAUGAAACCUUUGCUUGUGUUUGUGAACCCCAAGAGUGGAGGCAACCAGGGAACCAAGGUCAUGCAGAUGUUCAUGUGGUACCUGAACCCACGGCAAGUCUUUGAUCUUUCUCAGGAAGGGCCAAAAGACGCGCUUGAAUUAUAUAGGAAAGUACCAAAUCUGCGGAUUCUGGCCUGUGGUGGGGAUGGAACGGUGGGCUGGAUCCUUUCCAUUCUGGAUGAACUGCAGCUGAGCCCUCAGCCUCCGGUUGGGGUCCUUCCUCUGGGGACUGGGAACGACCUGGCUCGAACUCUCAACUGGGGAGGGGGCUACACUGAUGAACCUGUUUCUAAGAUCCUUUGCCAAGUAGAAGACGGGACAAUUGUACAGCUAGAUCGCUGGAACCUCCAUGUGGAAAGAAACCCAGACUUGCCUCCAGAAGAACUUGAAGAUGGCGUGUGUAAGCUUCCUCUGAAUGUUUUCAAUAAUUACUUCAGCCUCGGAUUUGAUGCCCACGUCACACUGGAGUUCCAUGAAUCCAGAGAAGCAAAUCCAGAGAAAUUCAACAGUCGUUUUCGAAAUAAAAUGUUCUACGCAGGGGCAGCUUUUUCUGAUUUCCUACAGAGAAGCUCUAGAGAUUUAUCCAAGCAUGUUAAAGUUGUCUGUGAUGGAACAGAUCUCACCCCAAAGAUUCAGGAACUGAAGUUCCAGUGUAUAGUAUUUUUAAAUAUACCCAGAUACUGUGCUGGCACAAUGCCUUGGGGGAACCCAGGAGAUCACCAUGACUUCGAACCUCAGCGUCAUGACGAUGGUUAUAUUGAAGUCAUUGGAUUCACCAUGGCCUCUCUGGCUGCCCUGCAAGUCGGGGGCCACGGAGAAAGGCUGCACCAGUGUCGGGAGGUCAUGCUGCUAACUUACAAAUCCAUCCCCAUGCAAGUGGAUGGAGAGCCCUGUAGGUUGGCCCCGGCUAUGAUUCGGAUCUCGUUGAGGAAUCAGGCCAACAUGGUACAGAAGAGCAAGAGAAGGACGUCCAUGCCUUUACUCAAUGAUGUCCAUCAGGUGCAAGCUGCGGACCUGCGGAGAGUGUCUGCCCCCCCAGGCUCCUUCACCAUUCCCCAGUCUGUCCCAGACCGUCUGAGGAUCCGGGUGAACAAAAUCAGUUUACAAGACUAUGAAGGAUUCCACUAUGACAAAGAGAAGCUCCGGGAAGCUUCCAUCCCUCUGGGUAUUCUAGUUGUGCGUGGAGACUGUGAUUUGGAGACUUGCCGUAUGUACAUAGAUCGCCUGCAGGAGGACCUACAGUCAGUUUCUUCUGGCUCCCAGAGAGUUCAUUACCAGGACCACGAAACCUCCUUCCCCAGGGCGCUCUCAGCUCAGAGACUCUCCCCACGGUGGUGCUUUCUAGAUGCUACUUCUGCUGAUCGCUUUUAUCGAAUAGACAGAUCUCAGGAACAUUUGCACUUUGUGAUGGAGGUUUCUCAAGAUGAGAUUUUUAUUCUGGACCCAGAUAUGGUGUUGUCACAGCAGGCAGGGACACCCCCAGGAAUGCCUGAUCUGGUGGUGGAGCAAGCCUCCGGAAUGACAGACUGGUGGAAUCCUGCCCUCCGGAAACGCAUGCUGAGUGACAGUGGGCUGGGAAUGAUAACUCCGUAUUACGAAGAAGACUCAGAUCUGAAAGAUUUCAGCCACUCCCGAGUGCUACAGUCACCAGUCUCUUCAGAAGAUCACGCAAUUUUGCAGGCAGUAAUAGCUGGUGAUCUUAUGAAGCUAAUAGAAAGCUAUAAAAAUGGAGGCAGCCUGCUAAUUCAGGGACCAGACCACUGUUCACUCCUUCACUACGCAGCUAAAACCGGCAACGGGGAGAUUGUGAAAUAUAUCCUUGACCACGGACCUUAUGAGUUAUUGGAUAUGGCAGACAGCGAAACGGGUGAGACCGCACUGCACAAGGCAGCUUGCCAGCGGAACCGGGCUGUGUGCCAGCUUCUGGUGGAUGCAGGAGCAUCUCUGAGAAAGACGGACUCCAAGGGUAAGACACCUCAAGAGAGAGCACAGCAGGCCGGGGACCCGGAUUUGGCAGCCUACCUAGAAAGCCGCCAGAACUAUAAGAUCAUUGGCCAUGAGGACCUGGAAACUGCUGUUUGACCCUGGUAGACAGGCUGAGAGAAUCUGAACGAGCAUAUCACCUGUGCCCUCCUGGUGAUUGGGCAGCUCCCCUGGAAGAAGCUGAUGGAAUCCAUAAAUCUGUCUCUCUCCUGCAAGAAUCUAUCUGAGACCAUGCCACCAGUUUUAAGGGCUACCAAGAUGUACAACAGAACAUGAUAGCCCACUGAGGACGAGGCAGGAUACCUGGAGAUUUGUGGAAUACAGAUUCCACAAAAUUCGAUCCUUAUUGCUUCCAGCAAGUAGCAUGAACUUCUGUGUUCACCUGUAUAAUUUAUUUUAAAGAUCCAAGGAUGUUUGUAUAAAUGGCACUGCUCCCUCCGCCCCCUAUGCAUUCACCUUUCCCCUGUACCGCACAAUUCUCCUGUAAUGACCCAUCAAUUUAAAAAAUAUGAUAUGAUCGGUUCUCUUUACAUUCAGCCUUUGGAGACCAGAAGACUCUGAAGGUCUUUUCAAACCCUCUGGCUGUCCUGCAAAAAUAUAAGCGUCAGACCGCUUCCAUUUCCAAGACUAAACAUACCGAGACUACUUAGUGACCUUUGCAUGUCUCCUCUCCCCCUCCUUAAUCCCUUUUCGUUAUACAGGAGCUGGGGAGUGCCACAGAAAUAAUGUCAGCUUGUGUGCAAUAUCUCUGAGGCGUGGCAAGGUGGCAUGGGAGUUGUCUGGGCUCAGAGGUACCUCAGAGAGGGGACCCAGGGGUCAACCCAGGUGGCAGGGCUGUUGCCGAUAGCCACGGAGGGCCGGUUCAGCUUGGGCUGUUGGUCCAGCUCCGUACUGCCUACAUGUAGCCAUCUUUGCCUUUUGCUGCAAUAGAGAUGAGCAAUGGAUUCAACAAAGGCCCACAGCUAGUUUGCAGAACCACUCAAUUUUAAGUGCUGCUGAAAUUGCAGAGCAGAAAACCAUGUGUGGGAACUGUGGUUACAGGAAAUGGAGCGCUACGACAGCGUUUACUUUUAGGCUUUUUUGACUGAUAAUAGAAAGCAGGCUAAUCGACUGGAAAUAAAACAGCAAAAGCAAAAGUAGCAACAUAUGUCAAAAUAACUCACUUAAGCAAGAAAACAGUCGCUGGAAUGUUGCACAGAGGCUAAAAGAUUCAGGUACAGUGGUGAGAGGGGGCCCAUUUUAGGCUUUCCUUCUAAGGUUUUGGUUUUCAUUACCCCAAGUAAGCCUUGUCCCAAGGACAAAGCCUUGUUUUAUGAGUUCCACUGCCAGAUUUCCGAGAUGCCUGGAUCUUUCUGAUGGAUGCCUCACCUACUACUUGUCAGGUUCCAAGGUCACACCUGAUGGCACUAUAGCCCCAUAUCUCAUGUACAGGGUGGUCAAAUAUAUUCUUUUUUCUGUUUCCCCUACCGGAAUGUUCUUAGUGCAGACUACUGUGGGAGUCUAGCCAGGAACAUCUUGCUGGCAGUAGAAUUACAGCUUCUAAUCCUGCCACGGAUCAUUGGUACUUACAGGCACCUCUAUUAAGGACUCUAUGAUAACUAAAGUAUCAGGAGAAAAAGUCUUCUUUCACUGAAAAUAUCUACUUGACUUGGGUAUAAGGCAAAAGUGAAAGUGGGUGACCUUUUUGCUUUAAACUAAAUCGAUGUCUUCUGAGCUUUCUUCCAUUUAGUUCUUAGACAUAAAGUGUUUCCCUAGUGUUUCUGCAUGUAAACAUAAAUGACUGUCUCUCUACAUUUAAUUUAAAGCUCCAGUGGUGAUGCCUUGCUUGUCUGAACCACUUUUGGUCACGUAUCAUUUUGAAAGUACAAAGAUGAUAUAUACUGUAUUAGGUUGGAAUAGCCUCUCAGUGGAUGGGGUCUAAGUCUGUCUUUAGUUGUUUCAAAAUCAAAUUGUUGGCAUUAUUUCCAGCUGUGGGAGAAUGGGUUGGUUGUGAGUAAUCUAUUUCCAUACCUCAGUCUUAGAAAUGGAACUAUGUUUUGGGUUUUCUGGUGAGGGCAAAAGGGACUGGAGUAGAUUAUUUCCAGAAGCUAGAAGAAAGAAAAAAGCUCCAGGAGAAUUUGAUCACUGGGCUUCUGCUGGGAGUUUUCCAGUUGGUGGGACUGUCAAGGAGAUGUUGUGAGGACAGAAAUAUAAUCCUUAUGACAGACUGGAAUCUGGCUUUGAAUGGUGCCUUCCAUUCCCUAGAUUGAGCCAAGCAUUUGGCUAUGCAGCCAGUUACCAGCUGCCAUUGCUGGGAUGAAGGACUCUGCUUUCAUCAACUACCAUCUCAUAUUUCUCUGUGAUGCUUCAGAGCGGCCCAGAGAAAAUUGAGGGUACAGGUGGCUAUGGGCCAAUUCAAAUAGCUCCAACUGAAGUCAUACGUAAAUCCUUGAUAUGGAAAUAGAUGAGGUAAUGACUACUGUAGGGGUCCUGGUGCAUUUGGAAAUUGUUCCAAAGCAAAAAGAGAAAGACGUUAAUGUCCUACGUUAUUGAUGGGGAAUGACAUAGGACCAAGGCAAACACCCAGAGAACUUAGGUUUUACAAAAAAAAAAAAAAAGCCUCAAAAAUGAUCAGAACAGUGACCUAUUUAAUGGCUUCAACAUUAAAUCUACCUCCUGUAGCUUUUUUUAAAAAUUGGCCACUGCAUGUGACAGUCCUGGGCUUUAGAAAGAGCAAAGAGAAUGUGCUCAGGAGUUUCCAACUCAGCUUAGGGUAGGUAGUAUCCCCUCUAAUGGGCCAUCAGGAAGUAUAGAAGCAAUAGUCUGGCCCUGGUCUGAAAAUCCACAUCACUUUAAAAGACAUAAAACUAUAUACCUAUAGAAAUACAAUUUUCUACAAAACCAACUGAGAUGGUACUGCCAAGAGUCGCUAGCUUAGCUGCCAAUCCUCUGUGUUUGGCUCAGAAGAGCCUUCCAUGUCGUGGCACUGUCUGCUCCGGGAUUCCAUUUUUAGAUUAGACUGAUAGAGGCAUGAGAAAUGGAGAGUUAUUAAAAGCCAACAUUAUAUAACCUUAAAGGCAGUCAUUUGUGCAGCCUUAUAUUCCAGUAUUACACAUUUAAUGAAAAAGAACCCAGUUGACCUAUGCUUGAUCACAUUCAAGGACUUGAUAAAGAACAGAAGCCAGGAAUGAAAUAAACACCACAGCCGGGAAUGUCACUUGGAGAGUUUUGGUUACCUCUGUAGAGGUUAUGACCUAAAAUGAAUGCAAUUUCUGAAACAGAGAAUUUAGCUGGCAAGUACACAGCCAUGAAACUAGUGACAGAUGCUGGAAAGCCUCACAUUACCCGUUGUUCCCCAUCCUUCCAUCCUAGCUGGCCUUAGUGCGUAGGCAGAUCCGUUUGCAUUGAGACAUACUCAACAAGUAGGUAGUUUUCAUUUAGACCUAGUAACAGUUUCUUUGCCUAAAGGAUUUCUGGAAUUUAUUGACUAGACUCCUCACAAUAUCCAUGUCUUAGAAAACGUGGGUGCAGCAGUUUUAUUUUUUUACAUGUCAUUUUUAUUUUAAAUGCUUAGAUUUUUAAAUUAUAAAAGUAGAACGUGCUUUUUAUAAGAAGUUCUAGUACCACAGAAGAGUAUCACAUGCAAAGUCAAGCUGUUCCUCUCUGCUGGUGUAGUGUCCUCUGUCCCGCCCCCCCCAAGAUAAACAGCGGGAAUAUCGAUAAACAUUGUUGCUUGUAUGUUAUGUCAGAAAUACUCUGUGCAUAUACAAGCCCCAAUACACAUAUAGGAAUGCAUUUAUUUGUAUACAUAUAUGUGUAUAUGUCCUAUACACACAUAUAUUGCAUAGGUUUAAAAAAAAAUUUUAGAAGCAUGCUAGUCAUCUGUGCCUGUGUAGUUAACACCAACAGACAAAGAUAAGGUAACAGAAAUUUUUCAUUUAUUCUUUGUUAUUUUUACUAUUACUAAGCUUAGUUCUGUUACUGGAGCACUCCAAUUGCACAUGGCAUUUGCUCUUGCCUGUGUCAUAAAAUCUAUGGCCAAGAGGUCUUGUAAUUGUUUUUGUUACCUUCCAUGAAGCAUGAAACCUACCUGAGCCCAGAGACUCGUUUAUGCUAUUUGUGGAUCUCAAGUGGAGAGUUCCGUCCUCUGUGAUGCUUAUACCCCUUUACAAGGCUGAGUUACAGGAUUCACUCAGUAGGCUGCCUAAUGAUAUCUAAUUCUGGUAAGCUACCGCGAAAAGCCAUAGUAACUUGGAUAUGGGUGCGGUCUGAGUAGCUAGGCUUCCUUCUAGUAGGAGUAGCUAAUGAAAUCACUGAGAACGGCAUGAUAUUUUAUGCAAUUAUGCUAUUUAAAAAUAAAAUAGAUGGUUGUUAAACUGGCUUGUCAUAACCAUCCAAUAAAACUACUAAUUGCUCUACUUAAAUGGAUUAUUUUCAUUUUAGGGGGAAAAAGUAGAACAUCCAUUAGAGAGUUUUCUAAUUAACAUUUAUUUAGUAUAAAAUAGCUUCUGCCCAGGUCUUAGUAGAACCAUCUCUGAAUAUCUCAACUUUCUUAUCAUCUAAAUGCCACGUUCAGCUGAUUUUUAUAAGUCCUAUGGUUCUUCCUCUGCCCAGCCUCUCAGACUGACUUUGGCUCCACCCCUUUUCCGUGUCCUGGUCAUCACCCCAUAGCUAGUCCCUCUGAUUGUCUGCCCAUGGCAAUUGUCCUGGUCCUGGACUUUCUGCCACUACCUUCAAUGACUCUGAAAUACAGUUGCCCGUCUCCCCCAGAUGUUAUGCUCAAAAUGGAUCAAAAUGAAAUUACUCUCUGGGACAAGUAUCCCUUUUUCCUGAAGGACAAAGAGACUUCCACUGACCUUGAUCAGCUUGUAUAUUUACAACAGGCCUUAUUCAGAGAAGUAAUCUCCCAGAUCGAUUUAGCAAAUUUCUGUCAUAGUCACACCACAAAAGUACCCAAUCGUAGCGGCUGCUUCCACACCCAGCGAUGUAAACAGUGCACUCCACGAAGUCACCCGGGUGACUGGAUUAUACGCACGUUAUACCCCUACUGGCCGUCUGUGGAUUCUAGGCCAUCUCCCCGCAGUUUAGUAAGAAACCUAAAAAUAGGAACUAAGCAAGGAAUAGUGCUCCUGACAGUGUGCUUGCCCAGGACACCCAGAGUUACUGAACUGGUCCCCCCAAAAAAGCAGAAAAAAUAAUUCUUAGGCUGUUGAAGCAUUACAUUUUAAAGCAGAGAUUUGAAUAUUGGAUGGUAUCGUCAUGGUGGACAGAUUCUAGAGUCUCUUUAUACAUGCAUUCAUUCAUUUCACCUGCAAUCAUCUGUUCACAGAAUUGAUCAUACAAUUAUGUAUUUAAUCAUUUAUUUUAAAAUAUGUUUAUCAUUUACUCUGAUGCAGGCACCAUACCAAGGAUAUAAGAAUGAACGCAAGAGACAAAACUCUUGACCUCAUGGAGCUCAGUCUAGGAGAACAUACAAAUUCCAAUCUGAUAAGUUCUGUACAGAAGAAGCCCAUGGUACUAGGGGAGCAUGCCCUGCAGGUCAGCUUUUGUUGUGCCAUCGUUCUUUAGCUAGCCACAUUUUAGUUCUAUGAAAUGAGAAUAUGAAAGAAGAAAUAGUUCGCAUUUGCUUUUCCUUAGGGUCUUGGCACUGUUCUUAAAAAAUGGAUUUGAAACCAAGACUUUAAGAUGAGACUUAGAAACACGACUAAAAUGAGAGCCAAAACUGUUUAUCCUAUUUCUCAAGGACAGAACUAGGAACAAGAGGCAGAACUUGCAGUGGAUUUUGACCGAAUAUAAAGGUGAAGCAUAAAUAUCGUCCAACAGCAGAGUGGGCCCAGAAUUAGAAACUUGUAGUCAUGGGGAGUAUUUAAGCAGAGGCUACAUGACCACCUGGAGGGGUGUUGUGACUCGGGACAUGAAUCUGAGGGGGCUGGAUUAGAUUCUGGGAGUUUUUUAAACGUUCUUUUAAAAUGACUUUGUUGAAUGGCAGGGUUUCAUUUUAAAAUUUUAUAAAAAUCUUGACUUUUAAUCUUUUAAAACAUCACUUUGUAAGAGAGUCUUUAAAGAGAAUGACACUUAGUUAUCAUCUAAAAAUCUCAAAACUAAGCAUGAAUUUAAGAGCUAAUGAAAAGAAAGCAUACUAAGAGGUGUAAGUUACUCCAAAACACUUCUGGAAGCAUUAUGAAUUUUCAUGAAUAUUCUCAGACAUUCUUAAGUGAAGUCCUAUUACAAAUCUGUUUUACUAUCCAUUCAAUAUAAAAAAGUGCUGUGAUUUGAUAUUCUUAGGAUUAAAUGUAAUCUGGUAUAACCACAGAAGAAAAUCCUGCCUAAAAUAUAUUUGGGGUCCAAGUAAAUGUACAUGAAAGGCAAUCAUGGAAAGUGCCUUGGCUUCUGCUACUGGCAUGAUAAUUACAAGGGAGGGUUUACCCAUGGAAAUAAGAAAGCGAUGAUUCUGGGUUUUACCCAUUUUCCAUAGUUUCAGUAUUUUGAGCCAAAUGGCAUCUGACAUGGGAGACUUUAGUGAUGGGAACAACUGAAAUUAUCUUGUUUCUCAAUCAUUUAGUGCAUACAGGCUUCAAUAAAAAUAAUUUCAACAACUCAAAUCUGUACAAUUUAUUAGUAACAACUUCGGUAGUUUUAGACUGUUACUGCUUUAGCAUUUUGAUGCAUUUUUGACACUUUUGAGCUUCAGUAAAGCCCUGAGGUGGAUAAGGCAGAUAGUGCAUUUUAAAGGAAUAAAUGGAAUCUCAGAGCAAUGAACUCAACUAACACAGAUUCACGUGGUAAGUGGCAGAACUAUAGCACAACUAAGAUCUUUAGAUAUUACCGACUAACGUGUCUACAACAGAUGUUUUCUAAGUGAUUUUUCACCAUUGCUUGCAAUGCUACUUUACAGCCAUCAUUCAGUUUUCCAUCAUUUAGAAGGUGAAUCCUUGAAAAAAUAUUUACCUAAGAUUCCACAGCGUGGGUUGGUUAGGACUGAGGGAGAAUAUGGUGUUAAAAAUUUAGGAUUUUUGCUCUCAGAGGCUUAUCAGCUUGGAAAAAUUUCAAGGGGAAAAAAAAGGGCAAAUAUUUUGGUACCGGGAUGGAUUUCACGAAAUAACACUGAAGGGGACUUCCUGGCUUCUCUACUUUGUGACUCUCAGCAUUUAAAAAUGUUGGUAUUAUUUUCUCUCCUUGGAAGCCACUAUUGGAAUAAUAUUAUUACAGAAUGCUGCACCAAAAAGUGUUGAAAUGGUCUUGCCAUUCAAGAUUCCAUUGCUUGAAGUUUGGGGUGGGUAUACAAGGCUAAAUCCAUCAUACACAGUCACAUACGUAGAGGUCUAAUGCACCCAUGGGAAGAUGCCACGCUUGAGGUAGAAAGAACGGACAGGCCUGAGAUAUCCUUCUGUUCUGAAUCUUGUAUUUACAAGGCCCCUCUGUGAGCAGUUUGAUGAAUACGUAGAAGAGGGGUGUUUGAUCUGGGAAGCAGCCAAAUUUGGAUUGGGAAUAGGAACGUUUGGAGGAGAUGUGGCUUAACUAGGACUGCGAGGUUCAAGUUCUGUAGGGCGGACAGUUUGCAGAGUAAAACAAGGACAGACCAGAUCACAACAGACAUGGAGAGGAGGCGCUUUAUUUCUUAUGUAAGGGUUUCGUUUUCCCUAAACACUACAUCCAGAAAAGUGGAUUGGGCUUUCCAACAGUGAACUUACGGCAGCGAGUAUGUAAGUGAAAAUUGAACAACCAGAUCAGGGAUCAUGUUAAAGCAACUGCUUGGACUAAAAGACAUCUGUGAUGUUUUCCAGGUUUCGAUUUCUGUGAUUUUGGACUGGGGCAGAACUCAGUCAGAGCCCCUUUUCUCAGGUUCCUGCCGUAUAGAUGCAAUGAAAGCGUUUUUGUAAAAACAGCAGACAUUGUAAAUAUAUCCCAGAUCAUUUAGAAGCCGGUAUUUCAUGACCCUAAAAGAAAUCUGCUUUGCUUACACACACAUACACCCACCACUGUUUGCCAAUUCCCAAAUCUCCUGAAUAAGAUAUGUUUCUACAAAGGCAUAACCGUCACAAGUUCAGGAACUGAAGUGAAAACAAAGGAUCUAGUGUUCAGUUUCCUACUUUCUACCCAUUUUUUGUUUGGGGUGUGCAGUUGGGACUGGGGCUUGGAGAAGGGGGCAGAAGAUCCCUGUAUUUUCUGGUACAAAAAACAUGGAGGCAAUUUUUAUAACUUACUGUCAUGAAUUAGAGCUCAACCUCAUAUCCCCAGACUAAGGUUCUGUGAUGUUUCCGCCUGUGAACUAGUGUUAAUUGCCAUCCUUCCCUUACUUCCAUGAGCUCCUAGAUUUCAGGCUGGCUGCAUGGGGGUGGGAGUCAUUCUUGAGAUCACCUUGAAAAGCGGGCCCGUAUCUGGAGUCUUGCUCAGGGAACCGCUCCACCCCACCUUGUCCCCCGCCCCUCCUGCCUCUAUCUCGGGAAGGUGAGAAAAAACAGUAAUGGGGGAAAAAAAUUCUCAAGUAUAGUACAAUAAUAAGGCUCUUAGUCUUAAAUUGCCAUGGUGACCCACAAAUAAGUAAUAU